This is a messenger RNA of Erinaceus europaeus (western European hedgehog), 3344 nucleotides long. It is a transcript of the gene SACM1L, whose product is annotated as SAC1 like phosphatidylinositide phosphatase. The transcript has 20 exons. Gene Ontology annotation, biological process: phosphatidylinositol dephosphorylation. Gene Ontology annotation, cellular component: endoplasmic reticulum. The record is from RefSeq and is a predicted model, not a curated record. Gene Ontology annotation, molecular function: phosphatidylinositol-4-phosphate phosphatase activity. Lineage: Eukaryota; Metazoa; Chordata; Mammalia; Eulipotyphla; Erinaceidae.
ACUGGAUGGCUGUGAGCUGGCACAUCACGCCGGAGAAGUUCUACGUGGAAGCUUGUGACAGUGGCGCAGACGAUGUGCUGAUCAUCGACCGUGUGUCCACAGAAGUCACCCUCUCAGUCAAGAAAGACAUUCCUCCUUCAGCAGUCACGAGGCCGAUAUGUGGUAUAUUGGGCACAAUCCAUCUGGUGGCAGGUAACUAUUUAAUUGUCAUUACCAAAAAGAUAAAAAUCGGAGAGUUUUUCAGCCAUGCAAUCUGGAAAGCUACGGAUUUUGAUGUUCUUUCUUACAAGAAGACAAUGUUACAUCUAACUGACACUCAGUUACAAGAUAACAAAACUUUCCUGGCCAUGAUAAACCACGUCUUGAGCAUGGACGGCUUCUACUUCUCCAUGACGUAUGACCUGACGCACACACUGCAGCGGCUGUCCAACACCAGCCCAGAGUUCCAGGAGAUGAGCCUCUUGGAAAGGGCAGAUCAGCGGUUUGUGUGGAACGGUCAUCUUCUCCGAGAGCUUUCUGCUCAACCAGAGGUCCAUCGGUUUGCUCUGCCGGUACUGCAUGGCUUUAUCACUGUGCACUCCUGCUGCAUCAAUGGGAAGUCCUUCGACUGGAUUCUCAUCUCGAGGAGGAGUUGCUUCCGGGCUGGCGUGCGCUACUAUGUGAGAGGAAUUGACUCUGAAGGCCACGCAGCUAACUUUGUAGAGACAGAGCAGAUCGCACACUACAAUGGGAGCAAGGCUUCGUUUGUGCAGACUCGAGGAUCAAUUCCAGUUUUCUGGUCUCAGAGACCAAACCUCAAGUACAAGCCAAGACCACAGAUCAGUAAAGUAGCCAGUCACAUGGAUGGCUUCCAAAGGCAUUUUGAUUCACAAGUAAUUAUUUACGGGAAGCAAGUCGUCAUCAAUCUGGUUAACCAGAAGGGCUCAGAGAAGCCACUUGAGCAGGCCUUUGCAACAAUGGUGUCGUCCUUGGCGAGUGGGAUGAUCAGAUAUAUCGCCUUUGACUUCCAUAAGGAGUGCAAACAUAUGAGGUGGGAUCGGCUGAGCCUGCUGCUGGAUCAGGUAGCGGAGACGCAAGAUGAGCUGAGUUAUUUUCUAGUGGACGCUGUUGGCGAGGUGGUGGCCAGCCAGGAAGGAGUGUUCCGGAGCAACUGCAUGGACUGUCUGGACAGGACCAACGUCAUCCAGAGCCUGCUGGCUCGCCGCUCGCUUCAGGCCCAGCUGCAGAGACUCGGAGUCUUGCAUGUGGGACAGAAACUCGAAGAACAAAGUGAAUUUGAGAAGAUCUACAAAAAUGCCUGGGCUGACAACGCAAACGCUUGUGCCAAGCAGUAUGCAGGGACUGGUGCCUUGAAGACUGACUUUACCAGGACUGGGAAGAGAACUCAGCUGGGACUUAUCAUGGAUGGCUUGAACUCACUUAUCCGGUAUUACAAGAACAACUUUUCUGAUGGGUUCAGACAAGAUUCUAUAGACUUAUUUCUUGGGAACUAUUCGGUGGAUGAACUAGAAUUCCAUAGUCCAUUAAGUGUUCCAAGGGAUUGGAAAUUCCUGGCUCUGCCCAUCAUCAUGGUCGUGGCCUUUUCAAUGUGCAUCAUCUGUUUGCUUAUGGCUGGUGACACUUGGACUGAAACUCUGGCCUACGUGCUCUUCUGGGGAGUUGCAAGCAUUGGAACAUUUCUGAUUAUUCUCUACAAUGGCAAAGAUUUUGUUGAUGCGCCCAGAUUGGUCCAGAAAGAAAAGAUAGACUGAAUUUGUGUCUGUGGAAAGCGGCUUGGCUUAGAAGAGUCCAUUCUGCAGAACUGGAGUCUUUACUGACCCGCUUUCCACGGUAGCCUGAGGUGGUUUGAAAGCCUUUGUCCAAAACACACACCUUACGCUCUGUGCUGGGAAGGUGACUCGGAAUCAGCGGUCUCCUUACUCUCCGGAUGGUCCUGUUUAUAACUGCAAGCUAUUCCUCAGUUAAAAUGCAACCUGAACUCAGCCCACAGAACGGAAAGACUCUCUUCACUGUCCAUCUAAUCAAAUGUUGCAGAAUAGGUAAUAUAUUUAAAAGCUAGAGCUGCUGUCGUUAUCUGAAACAGUAAAGUUAUUUUUCUAGCUGACUUCAUUGUUGUCGUUGUACAAGUGGUCUCUGUCAGCAGGUACUCCUCUCCACACACACAGAUCUGAACUUCUCUCAGACGCGGAAGCCAUCAGCCGGCUGUGACGUCUUGCAGGUCUGAAGCUUCCCCAGGCCUCAGGUGGUCUGACGGCGUGUGCGCCAAGGGCUGGGGUGCCUCCUCCCGAGUGCGGUGCACACUGCAGCUGCUGCCGUGGACAGAAAAGUCUGGAUAACCUUAAGCUUUUUUUGGUCUUCUUCUUCUUCUUCUUCUUUUUUAAGGACUAAGUGAAAUCAAAGAAUGUAAAGCUCGUCUCUGCUAGCGGCCCAAAGUCUCCCCACGUCCCGGACUGCCCCGUGGGGGGCGCAGCCUGCUGGCCCGCUGCUGCCUCGCAGACAUUAACUUCCCCCUUGGCAGGGCGUCGCUGGACACACGGCUGAGAGGGGCUUGUGCUAGAUUUGAUAUUGUGCUUCCCCACGCAUGGUAACAAUCAAUGCUUUUCAUUCUGAGAAGGUUUUUGUUAGCCAUACAUAAGUGUGUCUAAAAUCAAUGCUUCCGGGUCGUCAUAGAACUCCAAAUCAAGGACCAACUGAAUCCUCCUGUGCAGACAAACCUGGACCAUGAGCUUUAGAAUCAACUCGUGCAUAGUGCUGGCUCCAAGCCGGACCGUGUAUUCAGAUGCGAUUAUGAGAUUUCAAUAGAGGAAAGCUGGUAAGAUCACACCGUGGCCAUUACUUACAGAAAUUCAACUAACUACUGCUGUCAUCUCUGUUACGCUUGAAAAUAUGUGCCGCUUUCCCCCCGUAGUGACACUGUACGUUGUCCUCAAGGAUCUUGAAAGACACCUUUUUUUCAGCCUCUUUUCUUCACCACCCUCUUCCAUAGACAUCACUGAGAGUUGCUCCUUUUGGAAACUCCUUGUGGCUUAAGAACCCCUCCUUCAGACUCACGACAGGCGGGGUAAUGUGAGCUACCUAACAUGUCAAUAAGCAGAACGCGUUCCAAAGAUGAUGUGCGGAAGCUUAGCUUGUGUCUGCUGCGCCGCGUUACUCAGACGUGCACUUGACGUCACAAACCUGAGCGGCUGCAGCCAAGACCCAAUCUGUGCCUCCCCGGUAGUGGACGGACUAAUGCUGGUGUGUCAGAGCUGAAAGCAGCAGGACUCAGAAUCCCGCCCUGGCUUUAUUUCUAAAUUCAUGUACUGUACACCCAAAUGAAAAUAAAACUUCAUAUUCUUUUCUAA